AUGGAGGCCGUGCGCAAGUUGAUCGAUGGUCACAUUGACUUUCAAGGUCAACGUUUGGCCGAUCGGAUCAUGCAGGAGGGUCUCGUUCUAGGCGCUACAGUAGCGUUCUUGCUGGGAUACUUGACACAGAACAUGCAGCUUUGCAUGCUAACGUUUGCUGCGAGCACGUUGGUUGUUGCUCUGGUAACCGUCCCCGCUUGGCCAAUGUACAAAAAACACCAUGUCAAAUGGCUCCCUUCUUCGUCCUCGUCUACGUCUUGA
This is a messenger RNA of Mycosarcoma maydis (corn smut), 261 nucleotides long. RefSeq lists its product as uncharacterized. Bases 1 to 261 code for a protein of 86 amino acids. Gene Ontology annotation, biological process: protein targeting to ER. NCBI's taxonomy places the organism in Eukaryota, Fungi, Basidiomycota, Ustilaginomycetes, Ustilaginales. The transcript is spliced from 3 exons. Gene Ontology annotation, cellular component: endoplasmic reticulum membrane; signal peptidase complex. The record is from RefSeq and is a predicted model, not a curated record.